Messenger RNA from Psylliodes chrysocephalus, 6070 nucleotides. The record is from the annotation of a GenBank genome assembly. NCBI's taxonomy places the organism in Eukaryota, Metazoa, Arthropoda, Insecta, Coleoptera, Chrysomelidae.
AAGCAUUUCCAACUUUUACUUCUGUUCUACACAUUUUUAGUCUAGUUAUAGAUGAUCUUUGUUGUAUAUAAAAAUUUGACAGCAGACAGCGUUAAAACUUCACUUUUCAUUCAAUUGACAAUUUGGUUGUGAUGUGGUCGUUUUUCGUUGAAAACUGAAAAAUUCUACCAUUUAUUGCAUAGAAAAACUAAAACAUUUAUUGUUUUUGUUCCGAUUAUCACCACACUAGCUGCGUAUAUUAUAAUCCAGUUUAAGAAAAAAUGGUGAUAAAGAUACGAUAAACGGUGAUAAGAUAAUUAAUGUUUCUACUUAAUGUCUGUUCGUUUGUUGUCGAAUUCAAUAUCGUUGUUUUCGAUGACCUGUAUUUAGUUUUUUUUUAAUGUAAAAACAAAAAAAAAGCGAAUAUAAAUACAAAAGAAUAAAAAAAACGGGAAUAAAUUUAUUAAUUAGCUAUGUCGUGGCAACAAUUGAAAGUCGUAAUAUGGAAGAAUUUUAUUAUAAGAAAACGCCAUUGGUUUCUCACUGGCCUUGAGGCUCUUUUACCCAUCACGUUCUACUUCCUCAUAGCCUACGGUAGAAGCAAAAUCACUGGCUUGAGUAAAACAAUCGUUAGUGACCCUACAUACAGUGACAUUGAAGGGAUACGUUAUGACAUAGAUGUUGGGAACACUUAUUUGUUGUAUACACCAAGAAAUGAUUAUAUCGAGGAUAUCAUCAGUAGAAUUCACAUUAAAUUGUCUUUGCCUAGUGACCAAUCCCUAGGGUUUGGCAGCCAAGCAGAUUUGCUGGAAUAUUAUUACAAAAAUCCGAAUUACACGACGGCCGCGAUCAUCUUUGACGACAAAGAUCCCAUAAAGUUGAGCUACAGACUCAGGUAUCACGAACCGAACUAUUAUAACGAAUUUUUGUCAACAGACAGGAAAUAUGGCAACACCUAUAUGUUCGAACCGCGUACAGGCGGCGUUUACCAGGGUAAAGCUUUCCUAUCCAUUCAGCUGGCCUUGGAUUUGUCGUUUAUAGAGCAAAAUUUAAACGUGGACAAACUGAAUGUGGCCGUUUUGACCCAAGAAUUUCCCUAUCCGCCGCACAAACGCGACUCGUAUUUAACCACUUUAUUUUUAGAGUUAUUACCGUUAAUCACUUUAUUUAGUUUCAUAUUUAUAUGUCCAGCUGUGUUGAAGAGGGUGGUAGAAGAGAAACAUUCCGGCACCAAGGAAUUAAUGAAAAUGGUUGGAAUGAAAUCCUGGAUGCUGUGGUUGGGUUGGUUGAUCUACGGUAUUAUACCGAUCUUUAUAGCAGUAAUAUGCAUAGUUUUCUUGAUGAAAAUUCCGUUCUUCGGAACUGAUUACCCUCUGAUUGAACAUUCAGAUGGUGGCAUACUGUUCUGCUUCUUAAUAUUGUAUUGUACCGCAUCUAUUUCAUUUUGCUUCGCUAUUAGUUCAUUCUUCAGCAAACCUACCAUUGCUGUGGUUACUGGAAUCUUAGUUUGGAUACUAACGUAUUUCGUCCCGAAAUAUUCCUUGGGUUUGGAUGAAUCCAAUCAGUUGCCUUGGUUUUCAAACGCUUUAUUGAACCUUUUGCCAAAUAUGGCGCUACAUUAUGGAUAUUCUGCCGUAGCAACUUUCGAGGAACGAGAAAUCGGAGUGAGAUGGAAUAACUUUUACAAAUCCGGUAGUGGUAGUGCUGAUGACAUUACUAUGUUAAAUGUGUAUGUUAUGCUUAUUUUUGAUACAUUUUUAUUCAUACUGUUUACGUUUUAUAUGGACGGUGUUAAUCCCGGUAAAUACGGAGUAAGAAAAUCCUUUCUUUUCCCGUUUAUCGAAUUGAAGAAGCUUUUAGUACGACCGAAUUCGACUGACGUAAAAGUCAGUAGCGAAAUGGAUUUUUUGAAGAACGUAGAAGAGGGACACGGUUUGAAGAAAGGUAUCGAAAUCGUAAAUCUCGGUAGGAGGUACGGUACCAAGAUGGCGGUCGACAAUUUGAAUCUGGAUAUUUACAGGAAUCAAAUUACUGUCUUGUUGGGCCACAACGGUGCCGGGAAAUCGACGACCAUGUCGAUGAUUACAGGAAUGAUCGAGGCAACUUCUGGAUCGAUCAGAAUAAAUAAUAUGGAUAUAAGAUGCAACAUGGAUGAAAUCCGUCAAAGUUUAGGACUUUGCCCGCAACACAACUUACUUUUUACUGAUCUGACUGUUAAAGAGCAUCUUAUAUUUUUCGCCAAGUUGAAAGGAAAGACAGCUUGUGAGGCGGACAAAGAAUCUGACGAUUUAUUGGAAAAAAUGAACCUGGCAGACAAAAAAGAUUCAAUGGCGAACACGCUGUCAGGAGGAAUGCAGAGGAAGUUGUGUUUAGGAAUGGCGCUUGUGGGCGGAUCCAAAGUCCUUAUUCUGGACGAACCGUCAUCUGGUAUGGAUCCAGAAUCCAGACGGAGUCUUUGGGAUAUACUGCUAAAAUGGAGGGGCGAAAAAACUAUAUUAAUUACCACGCAUUUUAUGGAAGAAGCGGACGCGCUCGGAGAUUGGAUAGCCAUCAUGGCGAACGGAGCAUUGCAGUGUUACGGGACUCCGAUGUAUUUAAAAAAGAAAUACGAGACUGGCUAUCAUUUGUCGUUGAUGAUUAACGAUUCAGGAGACAGAACAGAAACCAUGCAGAAAAUAAAUUCAGAAGUGACCAAAUACAUACCCGAUGCCACGCAAAAAUCCUUCGACGGCAAUAAUAUCGUUUUCGUUUUACCGCUCAACAUUGCUAAAAAGAUGACUAACUUGUUGGAAUAUUUGGAGAACAACAAAGCCGGCUUAAAAAUCGAGAACAUCUCGGUGACAGUAACAACGUUAGAAGAUGUAUUUUUGAAAACAAGAACAGAGUCUGCGGAUGAGACUGAUACGACAUCUCUCGACACGCAAGCAUUGCUGGAUCUUAAAACGUCAGUUAGUAACGAGGAGGUUCUUAAAGUCAAAACAUUUAUGACUUUGCUGCAAAAGAAAUGGCAAUUUUAUAUGAAGAAAUGGAAGGCUUAUCUCAUUCCUAUUCUCGUAGCUUUGGUAUUCUUCUGUUUGGCUGCCUACAUGAGCAGGCCCGGCGAUAACGCCACCGGUAUGGAACCUGAACUGAAAUUGACGUUGAGUGCUUACCGACAAACGUCGGUGUUUUACAACGGAACACGCGGCAACGAAGCCGCGAACAAUAUGAUGAGGUUCUACAAGAAUCGAACGGUAGCAGAGCGCAGUUUGCCAAUUCACGUAGAAGACGUCGAACAAGCGAUUUUGAAGAAGAGCACAGAGAACAUUGCAUACUACAAGGAACACAUGGUGGUCGGCGCCAGUUUUAUUUCUGAUAACACCUUCGUUGCCUUAUAUAACGCGAUGGCUUUACACAGCUUACCGAUAUCUAUCAAUAUGAUUACGGAUUCGUUGGCGAAAACGUUGCUAGGUCCUGAUGCUUCGAUAUCGAUCACCAAUUGGCCGUUACCCUCACUCAAGGAAAACGUUUCGCGGCAGGAAUUGUCGGAAGCCAAGGUCGCCAUUUUGUGGCUCAUUAUGAUACCGAUUGGUUGUUUGUUUAUACAUGGAAGUUUCAUAAUAUUCCCGUUUGCCGAGAUAUCUACCAAGUUUGUCAGGAUGCAGUACAUGUGCGGCGUGAAACCGAUCACCUACUGGGUCGUUACGUUCGCGGCCGAUUUUAUAUUCUACGCCAUUUUGAUGGGUGCGAUGACUUUGUUCUUGUGGGGAAUAUUGCCUUUCAAGUAUACCCCCGUAGGAUUCGGCAAGCUAUUUCUGAUAUUCAUCCUGUAUGGAUGCGCUGGGAUACCGUUUGCGUAUCUGUUUAGUCGCAAAAAAACAGUGUCGAGUGCUUUCUCGCUAUUCAUCAUCAUGGGCUUGUUUUCGGGAAUCAUUUUAACCAUAAUUAUCAAUAUUUUACUAGAAUCCCAAGACGAUUUCUACAUAAAAAUCGGAACCGGUAUAAAAUGGACAUGCUUCCUCUUCAUACCCCAAGUCGGACUAUCCGACGCACUUGUCAAUUUCGCUAGAAGAUCAGUCGCCAUUUAUAACAACGACGUAAUGCCCAUGAAGUUGGUGGCGAGGUGCGCUGGGUCAGAUCAUGCCUGUUGCGUAGCAAAUUCGCAACUAUGUAACGAUUUUAAAAAUUACGCCGGCGUUUUAGAAGAACACUACCUUAUGUUGUUGUGUUUUGUUUUUUACAUGUCACUAAAUUUGAUACUGGAUACUUAUUUUUUCAUGGAAGUAUGUGCGGGGGUGGGAGGUGUGGUUAAAAUGCUCAGAAGACGUAGGAAUCCAAAAAACAACAACAAAAGCGCUGAUGACAGUUUGGAGGCGAACGGGUUAAAAAAGAGAUACCGCGGAAAAGAUAUUGUUAAAGAUAUAAAUCUUACGUUGAACGGGGGUCAGUGUUUGGGCAUUUUGGGGGUCAACGGUGCUGGGAAGACAACCACCUUCCGCAUGCUGACUAAAGAAGAAGUGUAUGACGGUGGCAAUAUUGAAAUUAAAAUUAAACAUAAGGAUAAGGCUAUCGAUAUAGGGGACCAUGAGUACAUGGAAAGAUUGGGUUAUUGUCCACAGGCCGAUUUCUUAAAUUUUGUACUAACAGGGAGGGAAAUUCUAACCAUGAUAGCCAAACUGAGAGGCGUAAGUGAUGUAGAUGAUGCAGUCGAAAAGUUUCUCAAAAUGUUUGAUUUGACCAAAUACGCGAAUGUACCUUGCGGCCAUUACAGCGGCGGCAACAAGAGAAAAUUGAGCUUAGCGAUUUCUCUGAUAGGAUUCCGGAAGUUCGUCUUGCUAGACGAACCGACUAACGGUGUCGAUCCAUCGUCGCGCAGGAAAUGCUGGGAACUCAUCAAAUUUAUGCAGGACAAGAAAGAUGUGUCGUUCAUAUUGACGUCGCACAGUAUGACCGAAUGCGAAGCGUUAUGUAACUAUUUAAAAGUUAUGAAGGCCGGAAAAUUCGUCACCGAGGGAAGUUUGGCCAAGUUGAAAAGCGAGCACGUAGGAUUUUCGCUGAAAUUGAAAUUGCGUAAUAAAAGCACCGAAGAUGAUGUAGAUCAAGAGGGCGUAGAUGAAAUCGAUGGAAAUUAUACGUCGCAGGACAAAUUUAAUACUGUAGAAGAAAUAAAAGAUCAUUUUACCAAAAAUGGUCGCGGGGAAGUUAGAGAUGAACAUGCGGGUCUUCUGCAUUUAUGGAUCAAGGAACGAGAUAAAUGCUGGAGCAGAAUUUUCAAAGAGGUCGAAAUGAUAAAAGCUAGUAAUCCUGAAUUGAUUGAGGAUUAUGCGAUCAGCGAAGCGACUUUGGAAGAUAUUUUUUUGCAGGUCGCGCGCAGGGAUGAGGAUGACGAGAAAUGAUUAUUUUAUUUGUAAUAUUUACAGAAAAAAUAAUGAUAAUAAUGAUUACGGGGUGAGGUUUCGAUCUGAGAUUGAGUUUACUCCAAGGGUAUGCAGACUUCAUGAUGUAGAUGUCGACAACAUUCCUUGGGUAUUGGCGAUAGAUCUGUAUGUGGAUGAGUCGUCGUUGUUGAGGGUAAACAGGCAUGGGCCCUACAGUUUUACGCCGAAGCAGAACGGCAGAGAGGAUCGCUCUAGGCAAAGGACCCCGAAAUAAUCUUAUGGAAAUUGGGUUUCUGUCAAAUUGUCUGAAUUUUUGAUAUGUUAUAGAUUUUGUCAUCCUGAACAAAAGUCUCCAUGGGCACAAAGUACCAAAAUGAAUAUUUUGGCAGCUACGGAGCUGCCAAAGCUCCCCUGACUCGUUGCAAAACUAUUCAUUUUCAAAGCAUAUUUUAAUUAUUCUAAUAUAUAGGGUAAUGUUUUUGAGGUCACUGGAUUCAAUUCUCAUGUCAGAUUGGACAAAUUGACCGUUGACAGCUGUCAAUUCACUGUCAACGAGGAAUAUAAAAGUAAAUAUCCUCUUUUCACAUUGAGAGUUUGGGUUUUGAGGUCGCUGAAUUCAAUUCUCAUGUCAGAUUGGACAAAUUGACAGUUGACAGCUGUCAAUUCACUGUCAAAGUAGAAUAAAGAAGAAAAUAUUCUCUUUUGUUAUUGAGAGUUUGUCAACUACCAUUUUC